Molecule: messenger RNA, 1988 nt
Organism: Homalodisca vitripennis (glassy-winged sharpshooter)
Lineage: Eukaryota; Metazoa; Arthropoda; Insecta; Hemiptera; Cicadellidae
Product: maltase A1-like
Exons: 10
Coding region: 72-1883 (603 amino acids)
Biological process (GO): carbohydrate metabolic process
Source: RefSeq, a predicted model, not a curated record
GGCUUCAUCUACACUACUUGAUCAGUCUUAGACACCGAUCGGAGCACCAGGGACAGUGCACAUCUGACAGAAUGAGGUGGCUGUGGUUCAGUUGUGCGGCUCUGGCGGUAUUUAGUGUAAGCGCGCUUGACGCUCUGGAGGACUUGCCCUGGUGGAAAACCGCCGUUUUCUACCAGGUCUAUCCGCGCUCCUUUAAGGACAGCGAUGGCGAUGGCAUUGGAGAUUUAAAAGGAAUUACACAAGUUGCCGACUACUUUAAGGAGAUCGGAGUAGAUGCCAUCUGGAUGAACCCCAUCCUCAAGUCACCCAUGGCUGAUUUUGGCUACGACAUAUCAGACUACACCGAGAUAGACCCAAUCUUUGGUACUAUGGAAGACUUUGAGGGGCUAGUCACAAAACUUCGAGAUAUAGAUGUAAAGUUGGUCCUGGACUUUGUCCCCAACCACUCCAGCGACGAACAUCCAUGGUUCAACAUGUCUGUCAACAGAGUCCCAGGAUACGAGGACUUCUACGUCUGGAAAGAUCCCAAAUAUUCUCCAAGUAAUAAGACUGAACGAGAACCACCAAACAACUGGAUCAGCCUGUUCGGCAACUCCGCUUGGCAAUGGUGCCCUGAACGGCACCAGUACUACUUACACAAGUACCUCAUCAAGCAGCCUGAUCUGAACUACAGGGACAAUGCUGUCAAGGGAAAUAUGACGGCCGUGAUGGAGUUCUGGCUGAACAAAGGCGUUGAUGGGUUCAGAAUGGACGCGGUGCAGCAAAUCUAUGAAAAUAUAACAUUCCCUGAUGAACCCCCAGUGAACGGCACUGCUGGAGAUACUUACGACACCCAACAACACAACUUUGAGACCAAUCAGCCUGAAACCUUUGCGUUGCUCAAUGAAUGGGCAAAACUAGUCUACGAUAUGGUCCAACGUGAUGGCAGACAAAGAGCAUUGUUUCUGGAAGUCUACGAUACCAUCCCAGCAACGAUAGAAUAUUACGGAACCGGAAAUGAGAGUUUGUCGUUUCCCUUCGACUUCCAGCUGUUGACAGAAGGCAACCAGACGACACGUCCGGCAGAAAUCAAGCAGAUUAUAGACGAGUGGAUGACGUCUAUGCCUGCUGGCGGCGUUGCCAACUGGGUGGUCGGUAACCAUGACAACGGCAGAGUCGCUGACCGCUACGGACACGAGAUGGUCGACUCCAUCAACCUCCUUACCGGCGUGCUGCCAGGUGUCCAGGUGGUCUACUACGGCGAGGAGAUCGGCAUGCAGAACACCUUCGUCCUCUUUGAUCAGACCGUGGACAAUUCCGGACGGAAGUUAGGGCCUUAUCACUACACGGAAGGCUCCAGAGACCCUGAACGCACCCCCAUGCAGUGGGACGACUCCCCUAAUUGUGGUUUUUCAACCAACGCCACAACUUGGCUGCCUGUGAACCCCAACUACUGGUGGCUCAACGUCAAAGCACAAAUGGCGGCAGAAUCAAGUCAUCUUAAGAUAUUCAAGGAAUUGGCUGCAGUAAGGAAAGAUCCCGUCCUGCAAAGAGGAGAUUAUGGCGUCCUUGUACAUGAAAAUGAUACCCUGAUUGUUGUCCGGAGUUACAAUGAGUCAUACUUCGCUCUGAUCAUCAAUAUGGGCAGUGAAAUUCUCACCUAUACAUCUGAGAAUCUUUUCUCUCCUCACAAUCUCAACAUCGACAUGACGGUGGUGCUCGGCAGCAUGAACUCCGGACUUAGCAAGGGGACAAAUUUGAAGAAGGAUUCCUUGAGCGUGACUCUGAGACCGAAGGCCGCUGUUCUGCUGAGGUCUGGCUCAUCUGCAACGUCCUCCAGUGCUCGGCUUUACGUCACCACCGCCCUCCUCAUCUGUGGUCUGCUAGCGUUACUCUUCAAAUAAAUCAUCUCAGUUGAGCAGAUCAUAGCAUAUUUAUCUCGUAUCAGUUGUAUUAUAAUGAUCCUCAUUUUGUAAAUAUUCAGUAAAUAAAAAUAUUGUUAAGAAAGA